This is a messenger RNA of Prunus armeniaca (apricot), 201 nucleotides long. The record is from the annotation of a GenBank genome assembly. Lineage: Eukaryota; Viridiplantae; Streptophyta; Magnoliopsida; Rosales; Rosaceae.
AUGACAGAGGAAGCUUUAUUCAAAUCUCUUGCACACUCACAUGAACUAAACUCUAUAGAUCUUGAUGACAUUCACCUUCCAAACUUGCCAAGACCGCCAAAGGCCUUCAGAGGAAUCCGCAAGAAGAGCUCUUCGUUGAAACGUUGGCUUGCUAGUGCACGACUAAACCAUGACAUUCAGCCACUAACCAUGACUCCAUGA